Calidris pugnax (ruff) is the source of this 800-nucleotide messenger RNA. RefSeq names its product transmembrane protein 212 (gene TMEM212). NCBI's taxonomy places the organism in Eukaryota, Metazoa, Chordata, Aves, Charadriiformes, Scolopacidae. The record is from RefSeq and is a predicted model, not a curated record.
UGUAAGCCCUGGUUUGUUGGAUGGGGUGUUUGCCUUGCUGGUCCCGUUUGGAACAGAGCUUUGGUUACGGAGCAGGCAAAUGGCCGAGGCUUUCCGGGAAUGGGGACACGCAAGGUCAGCGAGGCAGAUCUGUGUGGACAAAGUACAGUGGGAGUCUGUUUUGCCUUCGGCACACUGAGCAUCACGGGUGCCUCAGUGCAAUCUGCUGCUGCCAUUGCAUCUCUUCUCGGCCCAUACUGCUGCUCCUGCUUCACUGGGAUGAAUGGGACCACCUACCUGGGAGACCCAUCGCAUUACAAGUGGUACCACCUCACCCUGCAGAUGCUGGACCUGUGCUUGAGUUUGGUCGUACCCUGAGCAUCUUUGGUUUUUGUGGUGAUUUUUGUGAGACUGCUCCAGUUUGGACAUUUAACCACGAGCACUGAUCAUAGUGGGGAAGGUGGAUUGCCAUCUGUAACACCAUUAACAGCAGCCAGGAAGGGCAGCACGGCUGUGCAAGGACAGGCAGAGCCUGAACGUGCUCCCAUCAGGAUCAGAAGCGCCCCUGAAGCCAUGUGCAUCAUUCCAUUAAAUGACUUGAUGAACCACUAAUUUGGCCCUUCAUACCCAUUACAUCCCAGUGCUCUUUCAACUAAAGGGACACACCUUUCGCAUACAUGGCCUGGGCCUCUGAAUUUAAAGGCUGGGGAAAAAUUUAUGGGAAUUAUACAACUUGCUCUCAACAUUACAGAAAGCAGAACCUGAAGGUUUGCCUUUCUGCUCUUCCUUGUGAUUGCGGACGCAGUGUGGACACAGAUCUG